AUGAACCAUCAUGGUAGCACACUGUCAACUCCUCAUUCAUCAGCAAGCGCGACAACGCGGCACACAAAUUCGGAUGAUCGUUACGAUGAGAUCAUCGAGAACGAAGUUUGCAAUCGACUGAUCCGUUUAUCAUGCGAUAAAAUGGUGAAUUCAAAGCAUGAACGCGGAGGUGCAAAGUUGCAUCGUAAUCUGCUCAUAUUGCAUUUGUUGAGACGAGCUCGAGAUGAACAGAAA
Messenger RNA from Anisakis simplex (herring worm), 234 nucleotides. Lineage: Eukaryota; Metazoa; Nematoda; Chromadorea; Rhabditida; Anisakidae. The record is from the annotation of a GenBank genome assembly.